GACUGUCGAAGCAGCCCAAUAAAAUCUGUCACUGAAUCCAGAAGACUAUCACCACCGUCCACUGCAACCGACAACUGACUUUUGUGCCAUUUCGGGAGAAUCGAUCGUGUAGGAAUCGGCACCGACUCCUUCAGUUCAUCAGGAGCUGCUCGUGCGCAAAAUUCCACGCAUUUCGACACGCAGCUCACAGCGUCGCUUCUUUCUCUACGUGUCCGAGCUGGUUUCACCCCCAUCCGCACUCUACAUCCUUCAAACGGCGUCUUUGAACCCCCGGAUCCGCCAUCAUGGCAACGACUUCUAGCGACGUGGAAAUCGCAGUCUCAGCCCCUGUACUCAAGACGCAGCGCUCACUUUCCAUGAACCAUGGACAAGGUCUGUCGUUAUCACUGCUGAGCAUGGAGGGCGGCGUGCUGAGCCAGGCGUCGUCGCGCUCUCACGAAGAAGUGACACGCGAGCUGCGUGUCGACACCAACCACGGACUUAGCGAGCUGGCAGUGCGCGAGCGACAGCGCGAAUGCGGGUUCAACGAGUUGGCAGGUGACGAGGAGGAGUCCAUCCUUAUUAAGUUCGCUGGACAGUUCAAAGACCCGCUUAUCAUGCUGCUCAUGGGCUCUGGAGUCGUGAGUGUAGCCAUGGGCCACACAGAUGACGCCAUCUCUAUCGCUGUAGCCAUCACCAUUGUGGUGACUGUGGCGUUUGUUCAGGAAUAUCGCUCCGAGAAGACACUGGAGGCUUUAAAGGAGCUGGUACCGCCGCGUUGUAAAGCUCUGAGAGAAGGAACCGUGGUGGAUAUGCUGGCCAAAGAGUUAGUACCAGGCGACAUUGUGAUAGUGGAUGUGGGAGAUCGCGUGCCAGCAGAUGCGAGGCUCAUUGAAGCUGUGGAUCUCGAGGUGGACGAGUCCAAUCUCACGGGCGAAAACGCACCUGUAGCCAAGAUCACGAACGCUAUUGCUGACAGCCACUUGCAUCCAGUUGCAGAGCGGAAGAAUGUGAUUUACAUGGGUACUCUUGUGCGUGCUGGUCGCGGCCGAGCUGUCGUGGUUGGAACAGGGUCUCGCACCGAGUUCGGACAGGUUUUUGAUGUGGUACACAACGUGGAGGAGCGCAAGACCCCAUUACAGCACAGUAUGGAUACACUGGGUAAACAUCUGAGUAUGUUUUCACUCGCUGUGAUCGCAGUGAUUGUGAUCAUCGGUGUUAUUCAACACAAAGGUAUACUAACAAUGCUGCAGAUCGGCGUGUCGUUGGCUGUGGCUGCCAUCCCCGAGGGUCUACCUAUCUGUGUGACUGUCACGCUGGCUUUUGGCGUCAUGAAGAUGGCCAAACGUCAUGCUAUUGUGAAGAAACUCCCUGCUGUCGAGGCUCUUGGCUGUAUCAACGUGGUUUGUGUGGACAAGACGGGUACGAUUACGACCAACAAGAUGGAAGUGAUCGAGAUUUUUGUCCCGUUCGAGAGUGUGACAGCCGAAGUAAACGGCGUUGGUGAGCGAGAGCGAUCACCCUCGCAGGUUUCAGAGCUCGAGAUGACGAAGAGCGCUCAAUCAGCCGUGACUAUGCGUGGAGAGCCUGUUACAGAGACGUAUCACCCUCACGUUUACCACUGCUUGUUGUCUGGCGCGCUGUGUAAUAACGCGACUAUUGUGGACCGAGAAGUGCUGGGUCAGGCCACAGAGGGUGCUGUUCUGCUGUGUGCGCAGAAAGUGGGGAUCACUCCAGCAGUCAUUCAGCAGUUCCGUCGUGUCAGUGAAGUGCCGUUCAGCUCGGAAAAGAAGUGGAUGGCUGUGUGUUGCGAGCCCCCGUCGGGUGGCCCAUCGCGUUGGUACCUAAAGGGCAUGACGGAAGCUAUUCUGUCACGCUGUGACAAGAUUGAGGACAACUGUGGACGCGAGAAGGACAUGACGCCAGGUGACCGUGAACGGAUCUUCGUGGCGUCCCAGCAGAUGGCAGCACGUGGACUACGUGUGUUGGCACUGUCCUUCGGUGAGCACUCGGAUCGUGGUAUGGUGUUCGCUGGACUAGUUGGAAUCUCGGAUCCGCCUCGGGCUGAGGUUGAGAAGUCUGUGCUUGAGUUGUCACUUAGUGGAGUUAAAACGAUCAUGCUGACGGGCGAUUCGAAGGAGACAGCGAUUGCUAUUGCGACGAAAGUUGGCAUCAUUUCGAACGACAACUUCGGUAGUGUGGACUGCGACGAUGAGAGGAGCAAAGCAGUGGACGAGCUGGUGAUUUCUGGUCAGGAACUGGAGAUCAUGGACAUGGUCGAACUGGAACAGCGCAUCUUGAAGACGUGUGUGUUUUAUCGUACGUCGCCGCACCACAAGCUGAAGAUUGUGCGAGCGUUGCAACAGGCUGGAUUGAUGGUGGCGAUGACUGGCGAUGGUGUGAAUGACGCACCUGCUCUCAAGGCCGCAGACAUCGGCAUCGCUAUGGGCACGAACGGCACGGAUGUGUCGAAGGAGGCAGCUGAUAUGAUUCUACUGGACGACAACUUCAGCACGAUCUUGUGUGCGAUGGAAGAAGGAAAGUCGAUCUAUCACAACAUCAAGCACUUCCUGCGUUUCCAGCUCAGUACGAGUAUCUCGGCUCUCUGUUUGAUCGCCUUUUCGACGCUGUUCAACCUCCCGUCUCCGUUGAAUGCCAUGCAGAUUCUGUGGAUCAACAUAAUCAUGGACGGACCUCCAGCUCAGAGUCUUGGUGUGGAGCCUGUAGAUCAUGAUGUGAUGAAGGAAGGUCCUCGCUCCAAAGACGCCAGUAUUAUCACACGUACGAUGAUACGUCGGGUGCUAACGUCAGCCUGCUUUAUCGUGUGCGGCACGCUCUACGUCUUCUGGGUGGAACUCAGUGCUGACGGCACGAUCAGCAAGCGAGACCGGACCAUGAGCUUCACGACGUUCGUCAUGUUCGACAUGUUCAACGCGCUCUCGUGUCGGUCAGACGACAAGUCCAUCUUGGAGAUCGGCAUCCUCUCCAACACGUUCUUCGUGUACGCAGUAGGUGCGUCACUUCUAGGCCAGUUGCUGGUCAUCUACUUCCCUCCACUUCAGGCAACGUUCCAGACUGAGGCGCUUACACUUGGUGACUUGCUGUACGUCUGCUGCAUCGCGUCUAGUGUGCUGAUCUUCGAUGAGAUCCGCAAGUGGUGGCAAGUCCGUAAGCUCCGUGGAGCUAUGCGCUCUGCAUCUAUCGCAGCAGGUUUCAAGCCAAAGAAGAGAAAACAAUCGUGGGACAACGACGCAAAGGCUUUCGAUACUGUGUAAAUCAAGGAAAAUAGCGAAGCCCUUGUGUAUUAUGCUGUUGCUCCACUCUUGCACAAAGAUGCCGUGAGAAAUCGAGCAAUAGACAGAGCAUGUUCGCUUUACCUGCUGGUCAAAUAACUUAUCCUUUUUCUACCUCCAGAUCUGCCGAGCAAUUGUUUCCACGCGCUGCAGAAUGUCAAGCCCCACGAGUGCCACACCACACGGCACGUUAGCAGGGAACGCAGCUUCACUGCAAUCGGCGUAGUAGUUUCUAGCCGCUGCAAGGUCUCUGGGAACACCAUCGCCCGUCAGCAGCAUCAAGCCGCAGUUGUAGCCAGCCUGUGCGUCGCCCAGCUCUGCUGCGAGUUGAUAACGUUCCAAUGCUCGCGUGUGGUUGCUCGGACACACACCGAUCCACGGCUCAUGGAAGCAUGUACCAGUCUUCCGUACAGCCUCCGAGUCGUUCAACGCCGCUGCUUGUGAGUACAAGGCAAAGGCUUCAUGCAGCAGCGGAUUACUCGAGUCUUCUACUGCCGCUGCAAGUCCAAGCCAACGCCACUUGAGGAUAGUCUGGCCGUGGUGUUCGAGCAAGAAGGCAGCAUUGCACUGUCCGUCUUCAUCCCCCAGUUCAGCAACGAGUCGGUAGUGCAGAUACGCACGCAGGUAGUCUCCUUUCUUGUAGCAUUCAUACGCUUUGAUGAGCGAGAACGGGAGUCCAGAAAUGAGAUCGGGAUGCAAUGCCACCGCGCGGAACAGCGGCAGAGCUGUGUGGCAAGAGCGUGGAGUGCCGACGCCUCGAAAGUGCAUGACGCCCAAGUUGAAUAACGCUUGACUUGACUGUCCGUCUGUGCCAUCCACUGCCGCCUGGAAGUGGUAAAAAGCCUCUUUGUAAUCGAUAGGCACACCGCCGUCACCAUGGAGGUAUACCGAGCCCAAAAACGAGUGCGACUCAGCGUAUCCUAGCGCAAUGGCCUCUUCAAAGUACCCGAGAGCACGGGUGACAUUCUGGGGCACGCCAUUUCCAGUAAAAUACAGCACACCGAGACCGUGGAACGCAAACGCUUGAUUCUGACGAGCAGCGCGGUUGAAAUACACCAGCGCUUGCGGUACGUCUCGAUCUACACCCAUACCAUUAGCGAGGAGCAUACCAUAGUUAGCUUGAGCCAGCGGAUCUCCAGCUUCGGCUGCUUGGCGGAAAUAUUGCGCUGCCAGCCCAUGGUCCGCUGCGACGUGAGCUGCUUGAUUGCCGAAAAAGUAGAUUUCUCCAAGACGCUGCAUCGCCUGAGGAUGCUGUUCAUCCAUUGGGUUGUUCGCAAUCCCGCGGUAAUAUUCCAACUCGUGCAGAGCUUCGUUCUCGUCGUGAAGCGGAUCAGUGACUCCAAAGCCGUACUCGUUGAAGUAUCCGCCUCCAUUGGGGUCCAAUAUUUCGUCCGAGAGACGAACAAUCUCUACGGGACGCUCACCGCCUUCAUCGACAAUAAUAUGCACAUUUUCCUCCGCACACUUGUGGAAUAACGGCAGAGCUGCUUCACACAUCGCGUCUGGGCCAGUGGUCUCUGCUGCAUCCUUUGUUGACACUGGAAUUCUUCCGGACAAAGUACCGUACGCUACAGCCAUUGUAGCCAUAAAGUCUUUGGCAUCUGAUAAACCAGACAACGCCUUGUCAGCUCGUGCUCGUCGUUCUUGUCGAGAAAGUGGCAUUAUACUCGGGUCUUCUAAUUCCUCGGGGUCUGGGACACCAAUUAGAUCCAGCAUUGCUAAGACUCCAAGUGCUGACUGCACUCCAGCCUCUGCUGCGACGUUGAGGUUGUGUAUAGCAUCUAUAAAGGCCUGCUCGUCGGACGACUCCGUGUUGGGUUCGAAUAGCUGCAUGAACGACAACUUCGUCACUGCGAAAGCCCAGUCACCCUCAGUCUCAGCGUCACCAGAACCCUCACGACUGCUUGCAAUCUUUACCAACUUAUCUACUACUUCUGGAGUGUGUCCUUCCUCUGCAAUGCGAUCUUCCAGCGCCAGAAAAGCGUCGGACGCUUCAAGGAACAACUGAGACGAACUGACAGUCUCCCAGUCCUCGUAGGAUGCGUCCUCCUCCACACUGAGAAAGCCCUGUGCAUUAAUUGGUACGUCCUCUGGUUGCUGCUGUGAAAUGAGCGCGGGUGCGGUGCUCUCGGUCUCGUCGUGCACGAUCCUCCAGCGUACGUUCUCGUCCCUUUGGAUCUGUGUCCUGCCACCUACAGAGGGAGAUGAAACCCCCCGCUUGUUCGAUAUGGAGCCGUCCGGCUGGACUUCCCACGAAGCAAUAUUUUGUUUUUCUAUGCGGUCUGUGGACGGCGCUGGGGAAGGAUUUGUCGGGUUAUCUUCUGUGAGAACCUGUUUGUGCUGUUUCUUGGACUGUGAGGAGGAUACCGAGGCAGCGGCGGUCGCAAUCACAACGGCGUGGAUCAGCGCGAUUGAGUAGCGGUGGAUUUGAACCAUGGUAAGUCGUGGCCAGCGUGCAGCGAGGUCAACACGCAGCGAGGAAGCGACUCGAUAUGCAGAUCGCCACGUGUGAUCUGACCUGCUCAAUAUGAAUCGUAAUUGCUUUGAAGAGGGAUUGACAGAUUGGCGGUGGGGAUUGGUGAAAUUUGGUGAAAUUUGAGUUAGGUUUUGACGAAUCCGAUUGCGGAUCCCAUGUAGCC
Messenger RNA from Phytophthora nicotianae INRA-310, 5911 nucleotides. Its product is annotated as calcium-translocating P-type ATPase, PMCA-type. Gene Ontology annotation, molecular function: ATP hydrolysis activity; ATP binding; P-type calcium transporter activity. The transcript has a single exon. NCBI's taxonomy places the organism in Eukaryota, Oomycota, Peronosporomycetes, Peronosporales, Peronosporaceae. Gene Ontology annotation, cellular component: endoplasmic reticulum; plasma membrane. Bases 285 to 3254 code for a protein of 989 amino acids. The record is from RefSeq and is a predicted model, not a curated record. Gene Ontology annotation, biological process: calcium ion transmembrane transport; manganese ion transport; intracellular calcium ion homeostasis.